Molecule: messenger RNA, 1565 nt
Organism: Brienomyrus brachyistius
Lineage: Eukaryota; Metazoa; Chordata; Actinopteri; Osteoglossiformes; Mormyridae
Gene: hsd17b10
Product: hydroxysteroid (17-beta) dehydrogenase 10
Exons: 6
Coding region: 181-963 (260 amino acids)
Biological process (GO): fatty acid metabolic process; androgen metabolic process; estrogen metabolic process
Cellular component (GO): mitochondrion
Molecular function (GO): estradiol 17-beta-dehydrogenase [NAD(P)+] activity
Source: RefSeq, a predicted model, not a curated record
CUCUUUAAAACAACCAUUCAAAGAGAACAGAUUAAGCUUGAAAUAAAACGCCGCACAAGUUCGAUUAAUAGAGACUGGUAAUUCUUUUGAUGACAUGGGCAUUAAGGACACGGCGGUCGAUUUGUUUGGUCUGGGAUUCGCACUCUUUAUACGUCAUGGAGCCACGCGCAGCGCGAGAAGAUGGCGAACAUUCGGCGCAUCAAGGGCAUGGUGGGGCUUGUGACGGGGGGUGCCUCUGGGCUGGGGAAGGCAACCGUGGAGAGGCUGGUGAGCCAAGGGGCCAGUGCCGUCAUCCUUGACCUGCCCAGUUCCGAUGGCCUCAAUGUGGCUAAAAGCCUUGGAGACCGCUGCGCCUUCGCUCCCGCCGACGUGACUUCUGAGGCCGAUGUCCGCUCAGCCGUGACUCUGGCACGGGAAAAGUUUGGCCGUCUGGAUUUGGCAGUGAAUUGUGCCGGCAUUGCAGUGGCAGUAAAGACAUACAACUUCAAGAAGGACCUGCCUCACAGCCUAGAGGAUUUCACCAGGGUCCUCACUGUCAAUGCUGCAGGCACCUUCAACGUGAUCCGGCUGGCUGCGGGGGAGAUGGGAAAAAAUGAGCCUGAUGCUGAUGGGCACAGGGGCUGCAUCAUCAACACCGCUAGCGUGGCUGCGUUUGACGGUCAGGUUGGCCAGGUUGCGUACUCUGCCUCCAAGGGAGCAAUUGUUGGCAUGACUCUCCCCAUUGCUCGAGACCUGGCACCCAUGGGCAUCCGUGUGGUCACCAUUGCACCUGGUCUUUUCUCCACCCCCCUGUUAGCUGGACUGCCUGAGAAGGUGCAGAGUUUCCUGGCUCGCCAGGUGCCUUUCCCCUCGCGGUUGGGUGACCCCGCGGAGUAUGCCCAUCUGGUGACCUCACUGGCUGAGAAUCCUAUGAUCAACGGGGAGGUGAUUCGCCUGGAUGGAGCCCUUCGCAUGCAGCCGUAGAGACUUGGGGAACUUCUUGAUGGGGACUACAGUUCUUUGGUCAACCAGCAAACAAGAACGUAUGAUGGUCAGGGUUACUGGUUCUCAGAAUUGUGGGUAUCAUGAAAGCAGUAAAGCUUUGAAAAAUGUCCUACAAAUGCUAGUAGUGUAAUUUCUGGCAUGUGUCUAUAAUUGAGUUCCUAAGGUGCUGAAAUUAAAAAUGAUGGCAUGGAAUGAUGAUAAUGAUGUACUGUACAUGAGCAGAUAAGCUAAAUUAAUCUAAACUUUAAGUCCUUCAGAAAUUCAGAAGGAGCAUCUGGACAGCUGCGAAGUUAGUGGAAGAAGUUGUGAAUGUUCCAGAAAGACUGAUUUUAAAACAGAAAUUGCUGGUCGUUUGUGUACAUACCGAUGAGCUCUGAGGCUCGCAGAUCAGUAAUUCCUGUCUCACGCAACAUAUCACACUUAUCUCUGGUGUAAAAAAAAAUCUGAUAGAAAAAUCUCUAGUUCAAUAUCUUGUCCUGCUUUCAGCUUCAUCACAUGCGGUAAUUUUUGUCUCCUAGUGAGUUGAAAUGUAAAAUUCCUUUAGUAAUUUAAAAUAAACAGAUAGAUUUUCACCUUGUCCA